Amoebophrya sp. A25 is the source of this 370-nucleotide messenger RNA. The record is from the annotation of a GenBank genome assembly. Lineage: Eukaryota; Dinophyceae; Syndiniales; Amoebophryaceae.
GAGGAGAUGAGCAGCUGCAUGGCCCUCUCGCGAGGAGCGGGAGGCACAGAGAGCAUGCCUGUAUUUAAGGGUAGGUUAAAGGUGCUUUUCUUACCGCUUUUUAUGCCUCUCCCAAGGGAGAAAGGCAUAACAAGCGGGGUAAGCGAGCACCAAAAGCCUACCUCUAAUGUAUCGAGAAAAAAGAGGAAAGCACCAAGAUACUACGGAUUUUCGGUGCAGCAUUGUGUUCCUGAUUUCGGAGUCUUUUGGAGGCGAUUCUACGAUGACAAAAGCAAUGUGUAUACGAAGAAUACGCAUAUGAAUUUCCCGAGCGAGCAUCAUGUUACCUGUUUGCACAAGCAGGAUAUCAGCAGCUUUCUUUCAUUUUGUG